Molecule: messenger RNA, 1437 nt
Organism: Daucus carota subsp. sativus
Lineage: Eukaryota; Viridiplantae; Streptophyta; Magnoliopsida; Apiales; Apiaceae
Product: beta-amyrin 6-beta-monooxygenase
Exons: 3
Coding region: 1-1437 (478 amino acids)
Biological process (GO): sterol metabolic process
Molecular function (GO): oxidoreductase activity, acting on paired donors, with incorporation or reduction of molecular oxygen; monooxygenase activity; heme binding
Source: RefSeq, a predicted model, not a curated record
AUGAGUUUAUUUCUAUGCAUAUUCGUGUCACUCUUGAUUCUUCCUGUAUCAAUUUUUUUAGCAUGGCGAAAACUAAAAAAUGGACAUUCAAACAUAAAGGUGCCACCAGGAUCAGGUGGAUGGCCAGUGGUUGGCGAAAGCUUCAGGUAUCUGUCGUUAGGUACUCAACAAUUUAUAAGUGAAAAAAGGAGAGAGUACUCCACAGAUGUAUUUCAAACUAGUAUUUUUCGACAAAAAAUGGCUGUGUUUUGUGGAGCACAGGGAAAUAAAUUUGUCUAUACGAAACUAAUCAAAUCAUGGUGGCCAGAUACCGUGAAGAAGAUCUUAUUUGACCCUGAGUUUUCGCACAUUCUAGUUGACGAAUCAUUAGUGAUACAUCAUUUUGUACAUGAGAUUCUAAAGCCAGAGGCUUUGAAACUCUACAUCCCUGUGAUGGAUGCCAUGGUACGAGAGCACGUGGAGUUGGAUUGGGAUGGUAAUGAAGUCGUAAAGGUACAUCCUUUGUCGAAGAAGCACACAUUUAGUUUGGCUUGCAGAUUAUUUGUCAAUGAAAUUGACGUUCAGCAAGUCACGAAGAUAUUCAAGCAUUUUGUACUUGUUACUUCUGGAAUGUUCUCUGUUCCGAUUAAUCUGCCCGGUACUGCCUAUAGUAGAGGUGUGAAGGGUGGGAAAUUGGUCCGCGAGGAGCUUGAGAAGAUCAUCACCAGACGGAGAAAGGAAUUACUGGAGAAAAAGGAAACAUCACCGUGUUAUACUGAUGUUUUGUCUCGAAUGCUGCUCCUGACAGAUGAAAAUGGAAAAUUUAUGAGCGACAAGGAGAUAUCGAAUUAUAUUAUUGCCUUACUUGUCGCUAGCUAUGAGAGCACCAGCACUGCUAUUUCAUUCGUGCUCAAGUAUCUUGCAGAGCUUCCACAUAUUUAUCACGAGGUCUACAAAGAAUUAACGAAUAUAGCAAAAUUGAAAGGAGAGGGGGAGUUGUUGAAUUGGGAAGAUAUUCAGAAGAUGAGAUACUCGUGGAAUGUUGUUUGUGAAUCUCUUAGGCUCACAACCAUGAAUUCUUCAUUUUCCGGCUUUAGAGAGGUUGUCACCGAUGUUUCAUUUUCCGGCUUCACCAUUCCUAAGGGAUACAAGGCAUCUUGGUCAUCAUACACAACACACAAGGAUCCGGAAUGCUUCCCGGAUCCAGAAAAAUUUGAUCCAACAAGAUUCGAAGGUAAAGGACCUGCCCCCUACACUUAUGUACCAUUUGGCGGAGGCCGAAGAAUGUGUUGCGGGAAGGAGUAUGCUCGACUUGAAAUUCUGGUGUUUAUAUAUAACAUUGUCACCAGAUUCAAUUUGGAAAUCGUCAAUCCCCAAGAGAAGAUAGUGUUUCACUCUUUCCCGAUACCAGUGGAAGGUCUACCAAUCCGCAUUACUCGCCAUAAUAUAUAUAGCUAG